AUGGAAGCCGUUGCGCCUCCCCAAGCCAUGAGCCCGGGGACCAACGGCGUUGCGAACACGCCGUUCGCCGCCGUCGAUCCUGUCCGCGUUGUCGACCAUCUUACCGUCCUUCUCGAAGCAGCGCUUGGCGCAACCCGGGCCGAACUCGAGGCUCCCGGCAGCCUGCUCUCGAAGACACGGUACUCAGACACGCUUCAACGGUGCAGUCGCUUCGCCCUGGAUACCCAGGUCGCCCUCUACAUACAGAAGGACUUGAUACCGACAGAUUCGCUCGAGAAUGGCGCUGCAGAUGAUUAUGUGCCACCGCACGUAUACACCAUCUCGUCCGACCUCUCCUCAUCCACAACUACCGUGGCUUUCCUCGUGCUUCUCAAGCGCCCGCAGCCUCUCGACCCUAGUAUCCCGAUAACCUCGCAAAUCCAGAUGCUCAAUCUGCCCGGGCCUGCCUCCCUGUCCGCAAACGCUGGCGAACAGGGACCGACCGGAUCGCCCUACGAAAUCCUCCAGCUCUACCUCCAUAACGGCCUGGCGCCGUACUUUGACGCCAGCACCAAGAGCCAGCAGGUGCUGAGCGGCGGAAGAGGCCGGACCGAUGUCGAUGCUAAAACCGGCAUUCCAGUUACCAAAAAGCGCUGGACCGAGCUCGAACUCAGCCUAUCGCACCUCCAGCAGAACAUCGAGAUCCCAGAGGUCUCUCUGCCCUUCCACCCCAUCGUGCAGACAGCUCUGGACGAUGCGGCAGCUCGGCAGUCUAAACCGACUCUUGAUAUCAUCCCUCCCGCAGUCUUGCAGGACAGCACGUUCCUCAACAACCUGCAAGCUACUGUGAACAACUGGAUCAAGUCGAUCCAGGCCAUCACCAAGAUGACGAGGGAUCCCACCACGGGCACGGCAACGCAGGAGAUAAACUUUUGGCUCUCGAUGGAGUCGGCGCUGGAGGGAAUUGAGAACCAGCUCAGGAGCGAGGGUGUGAUGCUCACGCUCGAGAUUCUCAAGCACGCCAAGCGUUUUCAGGCGACUGUCAGUUUUACUGCGGACACGGGCUUGAAGGAGGCCAUGGAAAAGGUGCAAAAAUACAACCAGCUGAUGCGCGACUUCCCCCUCGAUGAGCUCCUUUCCGCCACUACGCUCCACAAGAUUAAAGACUCGAUCGGCCAGAUCUUUGUGCAUCUGAACAAGAAGCUGAGAAUAUGUCCUUAUCCCAUUCGCCGGGCGCUUCCCCUGGUGGAGGCCAUCUCGGGAGAUUUGGAUGAGGUGCUGCACCGCCUGCUGCCAGGCACCGAACUGGUCAAGCUUGACUAUCACGAUUUCAGCCGUGUGAUGAAGCAGACUGAUGAGAUCUUCAAGGCAUGGGAUGACAACAUCAAGGAGUUUACAAACGUCGCUCGCGAGGUUACCAGACGUCGGAAUGAGAGGUUCAUCCCCAUCAAGGUCAACCCCCGGCACGCCGAGCUGCAGUCUCGCUUGAAGUACGUCGGCAACUUCCGUGAUAACCAUGAGCAGCUGCAGCGGACCAUCGUCAACGUUUUAGGGCCAAAGGUAACCGUGAAUGGCAUCGUCGACGGGUCGGGCGCUAAUGGCACCGCGGUUGUGGAGGAGAUUGGCGACGUCGACGCGGUUGAGGAGGUGAGACAGGCCUGGGAGGGCUUGAAAGACGUCGACCUUCUUGAUGUCACCCCGGAAGGCACCCAGAAAUGGGCACGUGCCGAGAACAUUUACAACGAGCGGACGUCGCGCGUGGAGAACUCGAUCAUCGCCCGGCUACGGGAUCGGCUGGCGACGGCAAAGAAUGCCAACGAGAUGUUUCGCGUAUUUUCCAAAUUCAAUGCGCUCUUCGUGCGGCCCAAGAUCCGCGGCGCCAUUGCCGAGUACCAGACACAGCUGAUCGACAAUGUCAAGCAAGCCAUCACCGCGUUACACGAGCGAUUCAAGCAGCAGUACGGCCACUCCGAGGCCCAUGCCAUGGCUCAGCUACAUGACCUGCCCCCAGUGUCUGGCGCCAUCAUUUGGGCGCGCCAAAUUGAAAGGCAGCUUGACGGGUACAUGAAGAAGGUUGAGGAUGUCCUCGGCGCCGACUGGACCUUACAUGCCGAAGGCCAGAGACUGCAGAGCGAUAGCGAUCUGUUCCGGAAGAAACUCGAUGCACGCCCCAUCUUUGAGGCGUGGCUCCAUGAUGUGCAGAGGAAGCAAAUCUCUAUAUCAGGGCUGCUCUUCAACAUCAACCGGAUCCGGUCAGCCGGAAAUGUGCUGGAGCUUGCAGUCAACUUUGACGCCCAAGUGAUUGCGCUGUUUAAAGAGACUCGGAACCUGGUAUGGCUCAACUUUCCUGUUCCGCACUCGGUAAACAACGUGGCCAAGGAAGCCAAGCGUGUGUACCCGUAUGCCGUCAGCUUGAUGGAGAGUGUGAGGACAUUUGCCCAGACUAACCGCCAGAUUUCUGAAAUGUCGGAGGUUGCUGUGCUUCUCAGCGGCCAUCGUGAUGAGGUCUAUGGCCUGAUUGCCAAGGGUAUACCCCUUAAAUGGGAGUCGUUCGUCAACAGCUACGAAGUCCACUUCAAGAAUAAUCGCAUGACAAAUGCUCAUUACCAAGACAUCGGCAAGAACGGAGAGAGCAAGCACGUCCUGUUCAUCCGCGAGUUCGCCGCCGCUGUGUCACUUUUACAGUCGAAGACUAUCACCUUGGCGAACAUCCACGCCACCGUACAGACGGCGCUUGCCGAGCUUGAACGAUGCCCCUACGAGGUUGCGGCAUUCGAAUCGCGCUUGGAGACCAUCCAAAGCGCAGUCGACCAGCUCAACCUGGAGCAAUAUGUCAACCUUGGUUAUUGGGUCGAAGGCAUGAACAAACAGAUUAGAGCGGUUCUGCUUGCUCGACUGCAGCACGCUGUGCAGGCCUGGAUUGAGGCUUUUGAGGACGAGCAUCCUGAGCGGCAGAACGACCGCAAAUGGGCUAUCGAACCUGCCGACGACAAAAGAACGGAUGUUCCGGUCAUAAAAAAGCUGGUGCACGAAAUUACGAUGCGCAACCAGGUCAUUUACCUCGAUCCGCCGCUCGAGUUCGCCCGGGCUAGCUGGUACUCGCAGCUUCAGGACUGGAUCGGCGUCAUUUGCAAUCUGAAAAAGAUCAAGGCUACACGCUACCAGAUGACUAUUAGCACGACAGUUUACGAUGAACCCCGCUUCAAUGACCUGCCCGGCGCCUGCACACAGGCUCUCUUGCGGGUGCAGACCUCGAUCGAGAAGAAGAUACGGGAGAUUGGUGCCUACGUGGACAAGUGGCUCCAGUUUCAAUCUCUCUGGGACCUGCAAUCUGAACAUGUCUAUGAUGUCCUAGGCGAUCAGUUGUCGAGGUGGCUGCAGCUUCUCCAAGAGAUCCGCAAGACACGUCAGACCUUCGACACGACCGAGGUCAGCCGAUCGUUUGGCCAUAUCACCAUCGACUACGAUCAGGUCCAGACCAAAGUCAACGCAAAAUAUGAUCAAUGGCAGCAUGACAUUCUGAUCAAAUUUGCUGGACGCCUGGGCACGCGCAUGCGGGAAGUUCAUGCCGAAAUUGAGAAAGCUCGUAGGGAUCUGGAAGGUCAGGCCAUCGAGGCCAAUUCAACGGCACAGGCGGUGCACUUCAUCACGCUCGUCCAGACCUGUAAGCGCCAGGUGAAGCUAUGGGCCCCCGAGGUGGAGACAUUCAGGCAAGGAGAGUCAACGCUGGUCAGGCAACGAUACCAGUUCCCGAACGAUUGGCUCCACGUUGGACAUCUGGAGGGGGCAUGGGAUAUGUUGAACGAGUUGCUCGCCCGCAAGGCCAAGAUCGUGCAGGACCAGACAGACGCUCUGCGUGCCAAGAUUAUUGCCGAAGACAAGGUUGUGAUGGACAAGAUCAACGAGAUUGCCCAGCAGUGGAACGAGGAGAAGCCUGUUUCGGGCACCAUCGCCCCGGAUGUCGCUUCGGCCACGCUUAGUGAUUUCGAAAACAGAAUCACCAAGCUUCAGGAGGAUUCCUCCAUGGUUGCCAAGGCCAAGGAAGCGCUCGACCUGCCGGCAACAUCCGACACUUCUCUCGGCGUCAUUCUGGAAGAGGUUCAGGACUUCAAGUCUGUCUGGGCCUCAUUGUCGACCAUCUGGAAGAACCUGAACGAGUUGCGGGAGACCCUAUGGAACAGUGUCCAGCCGAGGAAGAUCCGGUCCUCCAUCGACAACCUCAUCAAGAUGACCAAAGAGAUGCCGAGCAGGAUGCGCCAGUAUGCUGCCUUUGAGCAUAUUCAAAACGUUCUACGGCAACUAAUGAAGGUCAACCCCAUGCUGGCAGAGCUCAAGUCAGAGGCUGUCCGCGACCGACACUGGACCAAGAUCUACAAGCAGAUCAAGCCCGGCAAGCGCUACUCUCCUGUCUCCAUGACACUUGGAGAUGUCUGGGACCUCAACCUCGUCGCUACAGAGGUCAUCGUCAAGGAUAUCAUUAUCCAGGCGCAAGGCGAGAUGGCUCUGGAAGAAUUCCUCAAGCAAGUGCGCGAGACCUGGACAGGCUACGGCCUCGAGCUUGUCAACUACCAGAACAAAUGUCGUCUCAUUCGCGGCUGGGACGACCUCUUUGCGAAGUGCAGCGAGAAUCUCAACUCGCUGCAGGCCAUGAGACAUUCCCCAUACUACAAGGAGUUUGAGGAGGAAGCUUCCGCCUGGGAGGACAAGCUCAACCGCGUGCACGUUCUCUUCGAUGUGUGGAUUGAUGUACAACGCCAGUGGGUCUAUCUUGAGGGUGUCUUCACCGGGAAUGCCGACAUUAAGCAUCUGCUGCCUAUCGAGUCGUCGCGAUUCCAGAACAUCAACAGCGAGUUCUCGGCCGUGAUGAAAAAGGUCUAUAAGCAGCCCAACGUUUUGGAUGUCCUCAAUAUUCCGAAUGUGCAGAAGUCUUUGGAACGGCUGGCCGAACUUCUCAACAAGAUUCAGAAAGCGCUCGGAGAGUAUCUUGAAAAGGAGCGUGUUUCGUUCCCCCGCUUCUACUUUGUCGGCGACGAAGACCUGCUUGAGAUGAUUGGCAAUAGCAACGACACCAUGCGCAUUGCCAAGCACUUCAAGAAGAUGUUUGCUGGUCUCACGGGCUUGGUCAUGGACGAGGAAUCGGUCAUCACGGGAUUCACUUCAAAAGAAGGAGAGGUGGUCCGUCUCAAGAAGGAAAUCAAUCUCGUCAAGACACCAAGGAUCAACGACUGGUUGGCUCUGCUGGAGAACGGAAUGAAGUCGACCCUUGCUGAGCUUUUGGCUGAGGCAAUUGAGGAGUUUGGACCCAUCUUCGCCAGCGAGAAAAUCGACCGCGAGGCUCUCAACAAAUUCAUGGAAGCAUAUCCCAGCCAAAUUGUUGUCCUUGCUACGCAGGCAGUUUGGACCACCUCGGUUGACCAGGCGUUGACUGAGGGCGGUGGCAACCUGCAGGCGCUGUUUGACCGCGAGGUGCAGGUCCUCCGUCUCCUCGCCGACACCGUGCUCGGAGACCUCGACGUUCUGAUGCGCAAGAAGUGCGAGCAGCUCAUCACCGAAUGUGUGCACCAGCGAGAUGUCAUCGAGAAGCUGAUCAAGGCAAACGCCGCGUCCAACACACAUUAUCUCUGGCUGCUCCAGAUGCGCUAUGUCUACGUUCCUGAAGGCGACUUUCUGCAGCGUCUGCACAUCAAGAUGGCGAACGCCAAGCUCAACUAUGGCUUUGAGUAUCUAGGUGUGCCUGACAGGCUGGUUCGGACACCUCUUACAGACCGUUGCUUCCUGACCCUGACCCAGGCCCUCUGUCAACGCUUGGGUGGCUCUCCCUAUGGCCCUGCAGGCACUGGCAAGACAGAGUCGGUCAAGGCGCUUGGUAUCCAGCUCGGCCGAUUCACGCUCGUCUUUUGCUGCGACGACACUUUCGACUUCCAAGCCAUGGGUCGUAUUUUCCUCGGUAUCUGCCAAGUGGGUGCUUGGGGUUGCUUCGACGAGUUCAACCGUCUUGAAGAGAGGAUCUUGUCUGCCGUUUCUCAGCAGAUUCAAAACAUCCAACUUGGCCUCAAGCAGGGCGCUGAAGACGAAAAGGCUCAGAUCGAGCUCGUUGGUCGCCAGCUCCGUGUCAACGCAAACACGGGCAUCUUCAUCACUAUGAAUCCUGGCUACGCCGGUCGUUCCAAUCUUCCCGACAAUCUCAAGAAGCUGUUCCGCAGUGUCGCCAUGUCCAAGCCCGACAAGGAACUCAUCGCCGAAGUUAUGCUCUAUUCUCAGGGUUUCAACCAGGCCAAGCAGUUGUCCAAACACACGGUGCCCUUCUUCGACCAGUGCUCGGUGAAGUUGUCAAAGCAGGCACACUACGACUUCGGCCUCCGUGCGCUCAAGAGUGUGCUGGUAAGCUCUGGCGGCCUCAAACGUGCACGUCUAACUAGCAGCGAUGGCACCCUUGGCGCCGAGGAGGUCGUGGAACCCGAAAUCCUUGUGCAAAGUAUCCGCGAGACCAUCGCGCCUAAACUGAUCAAGUCUGAUGUCGACAUCAUGAUGGAAAUCGAAGCGGUCUGCUUCCCCGGUGUCAAGUAUGUGCCCGCCAAUCUGGAAAUGCUUGAGGAGGCAAUCCGCCGCCUCGCGGCCGAGAGACAUCUGGUCGUCAACGAGACCUGGAUGACCAAGGUUCUCCAGCUCUACCAGAUCCAGAAGAUUCAUCAUGGCGUAAUGAUGGUCGGUAACUCAGGCUCCGGGAAGUCAGCAGCCUGGAGACUGCUCCUCGACGCCCUCCAGCAUGUCGAAAAUGUUGAGGGAGUGUCGCAUGUCAUUGACAGCAAGGUCAUGUCCAAAGAGGCGCUCUAUGGCAAUCUCGAUUCUACGACAAGAGAGUGGACCGAUGGCCUGUUUACCAGCAUCCUUCGCAAGAUUGUCGACAAUCUCCGUGGCGAGGACACUAAGCGGCACUGGAUUGUCUUUGACGGUGAUGUCGAUCCGGAGUGGGUCGAAAACUUGAACAGCGUGCUCGAUGACAACAAGCUGUUGACUUUGCCGAACGGCGAGCGUCUCAACCUCCCUCCGAACGUCCGCAUCAUGUUUGAGGUUGAAACUCUCAAGUAUGCGACGCUCGCAACCGUCAGUCGUUGUGGUAUGGUCUGGUUCAGCGAAGACACCGUGUCGCCCAGCAUGAUGGUUACCAACUACCUUGAAACAUUGCGUUCCGUUGCUUUUGAGGAUCUCGACGAAGAUGCCGUUGCCACGGGGCAGAAUUCGGCAAAGGCGCUGGAGGUUCAAAGGCAGGCUGCCGAACUCUUGCAGGCCUAUCUCAUGACGGAUAACUUCAUUCUCUCGGCCUUGGCACAAGCCGAAGGAUUCAACCACAUCAUGGAGUUUACCGUCGCUCGUGUGCUGAACACCCUCUUCUCGCUUCUUAACAAGGCUGUGCGCAAUAUUAUCGAGUACAACGCACAGCAUACAGACUUCCCUCUCGACCCAGAGCAGGUGGAGGGGUAUAUUUCCAAGAAGCUGCUUCUUGCCCUGGUGUGGGCUUUGACUGGCGACUGCCCUCUAGCGGACCGCAAGUCGUUUGGUGACAAGAUGGCGGGCCUUGCCAGCUUCGGUUCGCCGCCGCUCGACGGCACAAGCUCUCUCAUUGACUUCGAUGUUUCCCUGCCCAAGGCUGAAUGGUCACCCUGGCAGAACCAAGUGCCGACCAUUGAGGUUAACACCCACUCGGUCACACAAACGGAUGUGGUCAUCCCUACACUCGAUACCGUUCGCCACGAGGACGUCCUGUACUCCUGGCUUGCCGAACAUAAGCCGCUGCUCCUGUGCGGCCCUCCUGGUUCUGGCAAGACGAUGACAUUGUUCAGCGCGCUCCGGAAGUUGCCCAACAUGGAGGUAGUCGGCCUCAACUUCUCAAGCGCAACAACACCUGACCUCCUCAUCAAGACAUUUGAGCAAUACUGUGAAUACAAGAAGACACUCAAUGGGGUCAUGCUCUCGCCGACCCAGAUUGGUCGCUGGCUGGUCAUAUUCUGCGACGAGAUCAAUCUGCCUGCCCCCGACAAGUAUGGCACGCAGCGUGCCAUCUCUUUCCUCCGCCAGCUCGUCGAGCACAACGGCUUCUGGAGGACGUCGGACAAAUCCUGGGUCACCCUCGACAGGAUCCAGUUUGUCGGCGCUUGCAAUCCCCCAACGGACGCUGGCCGUACACCGAUGGGAGCGCGAUUCCUUAGGCAUGCUCCCCUCAUCAUGGUGGACUAUCCCGGCGAGCAGUCACUCAUGCAGAUCUACGGCACCUUCAAUUCGGCUGUGCUCAAGAUAAUUUCUUCGCUUCGCGGCUACGCCGAACCGCUUACGCAGGCCAUGGUCCGCUUCUAUCUCGAGUCGCAGCAACGCUUCACCCCCAAGAUUCAGCCACACUACGUCUACAGUCCUCGUGAACUCACGAGAUGGGUGCGCGGCAUAUACGAAGCAAUUCGGCCGCUCGAGACGCUGUCCGUCGAGGGCCUAAUUCGCAUAUGGGCUCACGAAGCGCUUCGUCUUUUCCAAGACCGCUUGGUGGCCGAAGAAGAGCGCAAGUGGACCGACGAUGCAGUGCGUCGCAUCGCCAUGGAGUAUUUCCCUACUAUUGACGAGCAGAAGGCGCUCGGUGGCCCGAUCUUAUUUUCCAACUGGCUGUCGAAGCACUAUGUGCCGGUGGAUCGUGAGCAGUUGCGCGACUUUGUCAAAGCCAGGCUCAAAACUUUCUGCGAAGAGGAGGUUGAUGUGCCACUCAUUCUGUUCAAUGACGUCUUGGAGCACGUCCUCCGCAUCGACCGGGUUUUCAGGCAGCCGCAGGGCCAUCUCAUUCUCAUUGGUGUCAGCGGAAGCGGCAAGACAACUCUGUCGCGAUUUGUGGCCUGGAUGAACGGUCUCAAGGUGUUCCAGAUUAAGGUGCACGGCAAGUAUUCGGCUGAAGACUUCGACGAGGAUCUGAGGGAAGUCCUCCGGCGCUGUGGUUGCAAGGGCGAGAAGAUUUGUUUCAUCAUGGACGAGUCUAACGUUCUUGACUCUGGAUUUCUGGAGCGCAUGAACACUCUGCUUGCCAACGCCGAGGUGCCCGGUCUAUUCGAGGGCGACGACCUUGCGGCGCUCAUGACGGCCUGCAAGGAAGGAGCCCAGCGGCAGGGCUUGCUGCUCGAUUCUCAGGAGGAACUCUACAAGUGGUUCACCGGGCAGAUUGUCAAGAAUUUGCAUGUCGUGUUUACCAUGAACCCUCCCGAGGACGGACUGUCAUCCAAGGCGGCAACGUCGCCUGCGCUCUUCAACCGUUGCGUGCUUAAUUGGUUCGGCGACUGGUCCGACCAGGCUCUAUUCCAGGUCGGGCACGAGCUCACACAUUCCGUCGAUCUGGACAGGCCGAACUGGACGGCCCCAGACACCCUCCCUGUCGCCUACCGCGGGCUCAACCUGCCUCCUUCGCACAGGGAGGCUGUCAUCAAUUCCAUGGUUUACAUCCACUACUCCCUGCAGCGAUUCAACGCCAAGCUGCUCAAACAGCAAGGCAAGGUCACGUUCCUCACUCCGCGGCAUUUCCUCGACUUUGUCGCGCAAUAUGUCAAACUAUACAAUGAAAAGCGCGAGGAUCUCGAGGAGCAGCAGCGUCACCUCAACGUUGGUCUCGAAAAGCUCCGUGACACGGUGGACAAGGUCCGCGAUCUCCGCGCUAGCUUGGCGGAGAAGAAAGCACAGCUCGAGCAGAAGGACGCAGAGGCCAAUGAGAAGCUGCAGCGUAUGGUUGCUGACCAACGUGAGGCCGAGCAGAGGAAGAACACGUCUUUGGAGAUCCAGGUCGCGCUUGAGAAGCAGGAGGCCGAGGUGGCGUCGCGCAAGAAAAUUGUGCUCGAAGACCUCGCCAAAGCAGAGCCUGCUGUCGAGGAGGCAAAGGCGUCUGUCAGUAAUAUCAAGCGGCAACAUCUUACCGAGGUGCGAUCCAUGUCUUCGCCGCCUCAGGGUGUCCGUCUUGCUCUAGACGCCGUCUGCACCCUGAUCGGCCAUAAGGCCAACGAUUGGAAGCAGAUCCAGGCCGUUGUCCGCCGGGAUGAUUUCAUCGCCAGCAUCAUCAACUUCAACAAUGAAAAGCAAAUGACAAAGGCUUUGCGGCUCAAGAUGCGAAACGAGUUCUUGACAAACCCGGAGUUCACGGUCGACAAGGUGAACCGUGCCAGCAAGGCCUGUGGUCCGCUUGUGCAGUGGGUUGAGGCCCAAGUCAACUACGCUGAAAUCCUGGACCGUGUUGGGCCUCUCAGGGAAGAGGUAAUGCUGCUUGAGGAGCAGGCGUUGCAGACCAAGGCGGAGGCAAAGGCAGUCGAGCAGACGAUUGAGAACCUCGAAGCCAGCAUCGCCACGUACAAGACGGAAUACGCGUCGCUCAUCAGUGAAACGCAAGCCAUCAAAGCCGAGAUGUCCCGAGUUCAGUUCAAGGUCGACCGCAGCGUCAAGCUCCUGGAUAGCCUGUCGUCUGAGAGGACCCGCUGGGAGGAGGGUAGCAAGUCGUUCGAGACCCAGAUCAGCACUUUGGUAGGCGACGUUCUCGUUGCGGCGGCGUUCCUAGCAUAUAGCGGUUUGUAUGACCAAACUUUCCGGAAGUCCAUGAUGGAGGACUGGCUCCAUCAGCUGCACCUAUCGGGGAUCCAAUUCAAGCAGCACAAUCCAGUCACCGAGUACCUCUCUACGGCGGAUGAGCGACUUGGCUGGCAGGAGAACACACUGCCGGUCGACGAUCUGUGCACCGAGAACGCCAUCGUCUUGAAGCGAUUCAACAGGUACCCGCUCAUCAUCGACCCGUCAGGACGCGUCACCGAGUUUCUGCAGCGAGAGUGCAAGGACCGCCGCCUCACUGUCACGAGCUUCUUGGACGACUCGUUCACGAAGCAACUCGAAAGCUCGCUCCGUUUCGGCAAUCCGAUCCUUAUCCAGGAUGCGGAGCACCUCGACCCUAUUCUCAAUCAUGUGCUCAACAAGGAGUACCAGAAGACUGGUGGUCGGGUUCUAAUCCAGCUCGGCAAGCAGCAGAUCGACUUCUCACCCUCGUUCAAGCUCUAUCUAUCCACACGAGACCCGUCAGCCACUUUUGCGCCGGAUAUUUGCAGUCGCACGACGUUCGUCAACUUCACUGUUACCCAGAGCAGCUUGCAAACACAGUCCUUGGCUGAGGUGCUCAAGUCGGAACGUCCCGACGUUGAUGAGAGGCGCUCGAACCUCAUCAAGCUGCAGGGCGAGUUCAAAGUUCACUUACGGCAGCUCGAGAAGCGUCUGCUGCAGGCGCUCAACGAGUCUCGCGGCAACAUUCUUGAUGACGACAAUGUCAUCGAGACGCUCGAGACACUGAAAACGGAAGCCGCUGAGAUCUCGGCCAAGAUGAGCAACACCGAAGGCGUCAUGGCUGAAGUCGAAGAGAUCACGCUCCAGUACAACGUCAUUGCCCGGUCGUGCAGCGCUGUCUUCGCUGUCUUGGAGCAGCUGCACUACCUCAACCACUUCUACCAGUUCUCUCUGCAGUACUUCCUCGACAUUUUCCAUUCCGUCUUGCACGGCAACCCGCACCUGGCAAACGAGACAAACCACAACGUCCGUCGCGAUGUCAUUGUCAAGGACCUCUUCGUGACGACGUUCAAGCGGACUGCGCUAGGUUUGCUGCAAAAGGAUCGCAUUACAUUGGCGAUGCUCCUCGCUCAGGCUUCCCCUUAUAAGAUGGACAAAGGCUUGUUGGACGUGAUUCUUGACGAGCGUGUUGAGGGCAGAGACGUCUCCACGGAUAGCGAAGCGAAGGACGAGGUGUUCGUUCGCGCAAAGAGGAUUACAGCCCUCAAGGAUAAGCUCGAUGGCAUUUCGGAAGUAGACUGGACCAGGUUCUUCACCGAAGAGCUUGCCGAGAAUUUUGUGCCCAAGGUCUGGGACGACAGCACUGAGGCUACCAACCAGGCUCUCCUCUCCUUGUUGCUGGUCAAACUCUUCCGCCUCGACCGCUUCGUGCCCGCGGCCGAGCGCUUUGUCACACUAGUCUUUGGCUCCGAACUCUUUGACAUUGUCGAAGACCUUAAGCAAACAGUGGACCAGGUGUCCGCGACGAGGCCCAUCUCCCUUGUCUCGAGUCCCGGCUUCGACGCCUCGUACAAGGUUGACGGCCUUGUAGAGCGUAUGCGGGUGCGCUGCACAAAUAUUGCGAUGGGCUCCAACGAGGGUCUCGCCAGCGCCGACAAGGCCAUCAGCAAUGCCGCUCAGACAGGCACUUGGGUUCUGAUCAAGAACGUCCACCUUGCCCCGACAUGGUUGCAGAGUCUGGAGAAGCGCAUGGACUCGCUCAAUCCAAAUCCCGAGUUCAGGCUCUUCCUGUCCAUGGAGUCAUCGCCCAAGAUACCGGUUAAUCUGCUGCGCGCUUCGCGGGUGCUGAUGUACGAGCAGCCUGCCGGCGUCCGCGCCAAUAUGAAGGACUCCAUGUCGUCACUCUCGACGCGGUCCGUCAAGCCACCCGUUGAGCGGACCAGACUGUAUCUGCUUCUCUCGUUCUUGCAUGCCGUUGUUCAGGAGAGGUUACGGUACGCUCCCAACCUGGGGUGGAAGGGCUUCUGGGAGUUUAACGAUGCCGACUACGAAUGCUCCACCUUUGUGAUAGACACAUGGGUAGACGCGACGGCACAGAACCGCACCAAUAUCGCCCCGUCCAACAUCCCCUGGGACAUGAUCCGCUACCUGGUAACGGAGACGUAUGGCGGCAAGAUCGAUGACGAAGGUGACUUUGGCGUCCUCACCCAGCUCGUCCACACCUUCCUCACACCGGCCGCCUUUGAUAUCGGCCAUAAGCUUGUCCGUGCCAGUGGGCUGCAGCAAGGAGCCGCAGCCGACAGCGAGGACGACGAGGAUGCGGCCGCCGUGGAACUGGUCGUCCCCUCGGGCACCUCCCUCCAGGAGUUCAUGAGCUGGAUCCAGCGCCUGCCCGAGCGCGAACCGCCAACCUACCUGGGCCUGCCAGCCAACGCGGAGAAACUGUUGCUUGUCGGCCUUGGGCGGAACCUGGUUGCGGACCUGAAGAAGGUGACGGAUUUGUUGGAUGAGGGUGAGGCGUUGAUGACUGAGGCGUAG
Molecule: messenger RNA, 13074 nt
Organism: Canariomyces notabilis
Lineage: Eukaryota; Fungi; Ascomycota; Sordariomycetes; Sordariales; Chaetomiaceae
Exons: 3
Coding region: 1-13074 (4357 amino acids)
Biological process (GO): mitotic spindle organization; cytoplasmic microtubule organization; nuclear migration
Cellular component (GO): cytoplasmic microtubule; cytoplasmic dynein complex; cell cortex
Molecular function (GO): ATP hydrolysis activity; ATP binding; dynein intermediate chain binding
Source: RefSeq, a predicted model, not a curated record